Molecule: messenger RNA, 1173 nt
Organism: Soboliphyme baturini
Lineage: Eukaryota; Metazoa; Nematoda; Enoplea; Dioctophymatida; Soboliphymatidae
Source: the annotation of a GenBank genome assembly
AUGUAUUUUUCAUGCGUUUACGAGGACUACUUCCCGCCACCCGGUUCAGUUAUUCGACCAGUCACUCUUCGCCUUGUGCACUUACGCCUGCCGCCGGGUUUCAGUGCAAACAGCAGACUUCCUAGGCCAAGCAAUGUUCACAUGUGCCACUUCAGCGAAGGAACCACCGUACUUGUCCAGAUGUCUGAUGGAACAAACGACCUUUUAACGAUCUACAGCAGUGACUGUUUUGGUACGCAGUCAAAAAUGAUCGAAAACGUGAUUGAAAUUCCUUUGUGCGGCAGAACAUGGGAUCUGGCACGAGUGCCGCCGAGAAAUUCGAUGAACACGCAAGCGCUCGAGUUCAGAAACGAAUAUGUGAUCAUCACUGCUCAGGGGAUUCAAAAAUUUGAGAAAAUGCGAUGCAUCGACUUUCUUCGUCAAAUUCUUUUCAAUUACGGACCUGAGUCUCAACAAGUGCAGUCUUUUUUCAAGUUCAACAAGGUAAAAAACGGUUGUGCAAUCACAUGUGAUUCGUCGAGGCCGGUGCUAGCUCAUGACGGUAGGGUGGACAUGCCAUCGAACUUUUUAAGUCUGACUACAAAAUGUGCUAACGAAAGUGCACCUGGUUUGUUGAAGAUUUGCUUUAGCAGUCGCCAUAACGCCUUUUACAUCUAUUUGUCGAGAUUAAUUGGCUCACUUUUGGACAAGUGCAUGGUUUACGAGAAAGACAUCAAGGACGCGUCUGGAAUGGUAUGCAAAAUGCUAGAGAGUUCAUUAACACCUAUCGAAUUGCGGUCCCUAACCGAAAGCAUAAAUGCAUUUCUGGCAUUUUUCAAAGUGGAUAUGUUGAUGCCGCAUUUGAUCCCAGAUGUUGCGCAACGGUCUGCACAACGGCGAUGCGUAACGGCGAAUAGUUCUCAGCGUCUCGGAACCACAGUUCGUUUCGAUUCGCCGACGUCCUCCAUCGAACGUCCGACGCGACAAGAAAUGCUGCAAGCAUUUAAAUUGGAAAGACAGUCACUUAUUUUGCUGAGCGAUUUCCUGCGGCAGUGCAGCGAGGUACUGAACCUGUGGUUUUUGCUUUGUGCGCACCAGUUUAACGUCGUCGUGUCCUCCAUGUCACCAGAAAGGCGGGAGUUUCUAAAGAAGUGUACUCUUCGAACGCUUGUUGUCGACGGACGCGAGAUCUAA